UGAGCAGUGGGCGGAGCUUUCCAGUCGGUCAGGAAGAGGAGAAAGGCGGACACAGAAACAUCAAGCGAUGGCUGCUAUCAGGAAGAAGCUGGUGAUAGUUGGGGAUGGUGCAUGUGGGAAGACCUGUCUGCUCAUCGUCUUCAGUAAGGACCAGUUCCCAGAGGUGUACGUCCCCACUGUGUUUGAGAACUAUGUGGCAGACAUUGAAGUGGAUGGGAAACAGGUAGAGCUAGCACUUUGGGAUACAGCAGGCCAAGAAGACUAUGACAGACUGAGGCCUCUCUCCUACCCUGACACUGAUGUUAUUCUCAUGUGCUUCUCAGUAGACAGCCCUGACAGUUUAGAGAAUAUUCCAGAAAAGUGGACACCUGAAGUGAAACACUUCUGUCCAAAUGUUCCCAUCAUCCUGGUGGGCAAUAAAAAAGAUCUGCGCAACGAUGAGCACACCAGACGAGAGCUUGCCAAAAUGAAACAGGAGCCAGUUAAAUGUGAAGAUGGCAAAGAGAUGGCGAAUCGCAUCAGUGCCUACGGCUACCAAGAGUGUUCUGCCAAAACCAAAGAUGGCGUGAGGGAAGUCUUUGAGAUGGCGACUAGGGCAGCACUGCAGGCCAAGAAACGUGUCAAGAAGUCCCCCUGCCUUCUGUUAUAGGUUCUGGGAGAAGAAGGAGCUGCCGUCAAGCACAGAUGGAGAGGGCAGCUUCCACUGAGAUUUGACAUAGGGGGAGAAUAUUGAGGAGGGCCCUGAAAAGUUUUGCGGAUGCUUAAUUUCUGAUCACCCAAUUAUCCUUAGCAAAUUAAAGCAGGUCUUAAACAAUUUGAUAGGCUUCUACACCUUGGUCCUUGGUCUGUACAUUAGGUUUUGUGCCAUUUUUCUUACGUCUAUCGAGAACUUUCAGAUCUUUACGUCUGUAGGGCAAGUGGUGGGGGGGUGAUUUGCAGUUGAAUAGAUGUAAACUGAAACAUGAAAUGUGCCAUGAUUGGAGAGAAAAUGUCCUCAUCAGGCCAAAGACAAUGGGGACCUGAGAAAGUAUGAAAAAAGACAUAAAUAUACAAUAGGUUUGAAUUAAGACCAUGUCUAAGUGAAUUUUACACAGUAUCGCCUACAUGUAGUGCCUUGAGAGCAGUGGUCGAGAAGAGUUAAGUUGUGGGGUAGGGAUUCAUAACUUAGAUGGGGUAUUAUUUUGUCAUUUGUAGUGUCCACACAUCACAUUUAUGAAUGCUUUCUCCCUGUCAUUGGCUUGGCUCCUUCAGGCCCAUAUUCUGACUCAGGCACUAUGCAGGGGUAUGCCUAAACUAGAUUGUAUGAGAUAUUUUCCCAUACUGAAUUACUUACCUGUACUUAAGUGUGCGUGUGUGUGUGUGUGUGUGUGCGAGUAUGCAAACUGUAUGGUGGUUUGUUUUCCCAGUGCAGGUCUGCAUGCAGUGAAUGUGUGUAUAUUUGUGUGGGAGUGUAUUAACAUAUGUGUCUACGUACUGUAUGCAUGGAAAGGCCUUCUGCGUCACUGACCUAACCCCUUGUUUCCAUGCCAAAGUUACCCCUGAUGGCCACAUUUUAUGGCUCAAAUGGGUAAUGGAAUUAACAGCUACUCAGAGUGACAGAAACCUUCAUUUACUGGAAGACAUUGUACUAUACCUAGAGGCACAAUCAGGUUAAACAUAUAAGUUUUUAGGACCUUUUUUUUUUUUUUUUUGUGUACCAGAGAUUCAUUUGAUCGUGUUAAUCAGUGGGUCAAAUCAUGAGUGGUGUAGUUGAUGAGUUGAAUAUUCUUUCAGAUAGAUGAUAGGCUUAUCUUAUUACUAUAAUGUCCAUUAUGUACUGUAUGUCCUACAAGGCUUUGUAAGGACAUGUUAUUGAUGUGUAUUUCAAGUUUGCCUUUUACUCAACUCUCCCCAUCCCCCCUUUAAUGAUUUUGUCAUUAUUGUACUAUAACUUUUUAUUGUUGAUGUCUCUAAUUUUCUUAGUAUAUUUUAAUCAUUUUACUUAAUCCUGCUGUUAUGAUCAGCCUAUGUCAGUUAAAUGAUAAAUUGUAACCGUAGUAUUGUUUUGUUUAAUUAAUUGAAGGUCAAGCUUGGGGUGCAAGACUGGAAAGUUUUGGGGGUGGGCUGCUAGAGCUGUUUCUUUUUUCUCUCUUUUUUUUUGUACUGUGACUUAUUAGUAUUUCUGGAUAUUUUUUUUUUCUUCCAAAUAAAGCUGAUAUUAGGGUUUUCUGUUGUAAGGUAUUUAUGUGUUCUUUGGUCCAUUCAUUCAUUAAUAAUUACGACCGUCUCCCUUAUGUUUCUGGCAUUAAUUUACCCUUGUUUCCAAAUAAAAACACUCAUAAAUAA
Molecule: messenger RNA, 2325 nt
Organism: Morone saxatilis (striped sea-bass)
Lineage: Eukaryota; Metazoa; Chordata; Actinopteri; Moronidae
Product: rho-related GTP-binding protein RhoA-C-like
Exons: 5
Coding region: 68-649 (193 amino acids)
Biological process (GO): small GTPase-mediated signal transduction; cell migration; stress fiber assembly
Cellular component (GO): dendritic spine; cleavage furrow
Molecular function (GO): GTPase activity; GTP binding
Source: RefSeq, a predicted model, not a curated record